Molecule: messenger RNA, 624 nt
Organism: Gastrolobium bilobum
Lineage: Eukaryota; Viridiplantae; Streptophyta; Magnoliopsida; Fabales; Fabaceae
Product: non-specific lipid transfer protein GPI-anchored 20-like
Exons: 4
Coding region: 1-624 (207 amino acids)
Biological process (GO): lipid transport
Molecular function (GO): lipid binding
Source: RefSeq, a predicted model, not a curated record
AUGGAGCGUUUUGUGCCCCUCUGCCGUCUAGCUGUGGUAUUAGCCAUGGCUAUGGUCAUGGCUGCACCGGCCUACGCUCAGAUCACUACACCAUGUAACGUAUCAAUGGUGAGCAGUUUCAUGACUCCUUGUAUGAGUUUUCUGACAAAUAGCAGUGCCAAUGGCACCUCACCCACCGCCGAGUGCUGCAAUUCGGUCAAGUCCCUCACAAGUGGCAGCAUGGACUGUUUGUGUCUCAUUGUUACUGGCAGCAUUCCCUUCAGAAUACCAAUCAACCGAACCUUGGCCAUAUCUCUUCCUCGUGCUUGCAAAUUGUCUGGUGUUCCAGUUCAAUGCAAAAGUUCACCACUUCCUUCUCCAGGACCAGCAUCUUUUGGGCCAUCUCUUUCCCCAUCUGCUCCAUCUCUCAGUCCUGAAGCUUCUUCUGUACUCCCCUCACCAACACCUUCUCUGGCACCACAGUCUGACAUAACCCCUCCUCUUUUGACUCCAUCAGUGGAUCCAUCUGCAACCACCGGAAGUGGCCGCUCUGAUCUGAAUCCAUCAUCUGCCAUGUCAUCUCACAGUCUCCUACCUUCUGUUGUAUUGGUUACAUUAGGAUUUGCUGUCCUUAAACACUAUUAG